GAGUCAACAAGUUUGAUAUAAAAAAAAAAGAAGACAGUUUUGACCAGAGCAGAUCCUGCCAGCGGCAAUACUAGUCGUCCCUGGAGCUCCAGAAGCCAGGAAAGCUUGGCUUAACCAUGGAUGGUGCGGAAGCCAGCGAGCUGAAGGUGCUGGGCGCGUGGGCGAGCCCCUUCGUGCUGCGGGUCCGGGUGGCGCUGCACCUCAAGGGGCUGGACUACGAGUACGUGGAGGUGGACCUCGCCGACAAGGGCGAGCAGCUCCUCGCCUCCAACCCCGUCCACAAGAAGGUCCCCGUCCUCCUCCACGCAGGCAAACCCGUGUGCGAGUCCAUGCUCAUCGUGGAGUACCUCGACGACGCCUUCCCCGACGCCGGCGGCACGGCGUUCCUCCCCGCCGAUCCCCACGGCCGCGCCGUCGCCCGCUUCUGGGCCGCCUACGUCGAUGCAGAGCUGCUGAGCUCGUGGGUGGCGAUCCACGCGGCGGGGACGGAGGAGGAGAAGGCGGAGGCGGUGGCGCGGACCCUCGCGGCGGUGGACACGCUGGAACGCGCGCUCGCGGACGCGGAGCAGCGGUCGGGGAGCAAGGGGUGGUUCGGCGGCGACGGCGUCGGGUUCGUUGACCUCGCGCUCGGCGGGUUCGUGCCGGCGAUACGGGCGUCGGAGCCGACGACGGGACUGCGGAUCGUGGACACCGCCAGGACUCCGCGGCUGGCGGCGUGGGUGGACCGGUUCUCCGCGCUCGACGAGGCCAGGGCGGCCAUGCCGACGGUCGACCGCCUCGUGGAAAUGGGCAGGAAGAGGCUCGCAACUGAACCACACGCGGCGGCGGCAGCGCCGGAGGCAAGCAACUGAUGGAGAGUGUCAGGGGAAUGGAGAAAUAAAGCAAAUAUUUAUUAGUCUACUUGAGAUGUGAGAUUUAGCUUCCUGCGCCGUGUAAUAAAUUCGGUAUAUUAGCCGCAAAUUUGUUGUGAAAUAAAUUAUAACCCAGUCAUCACCGUGGGGAAUAAACAUGACCGUGAUUUGUA
Molecule: messenger RNA, 1024 nt
Organism: Panicum virgatum (switchgrass)
Lineage: Eukaryota; Viridiplantae; Streptophyta; Magnoliopsida; Poales; Poaceae
Product: probable glutathione S-transferase GSTU6
Exons: 2
Coding region: 117-851 (244 amino acids)
Biological process (GO): glutathione metabolic process
Cellular component (GO): cytoplasm
Molecular function (GO): glutathione transferase activity
Source: RefSeq, a predicted model, not a curated record